UCAUGAAAGAUCAAAAUACAAGAUAUCCUGGACUUUAAAUGAUUUAAGCCAUUUUUUUAAUGGUUUAGCUAUUUUGUUGGCCUUUGCUUGAGUCACAUCUUGGAAUACUUUUACACAUGGAACAGCUCAUCCAGUACUACGGUAGUACGAUGGUGUAAAAUCUCUCGGCAGUAUGAAGAUUUCGUGUGCAUCAUAUGUGUGCAGCUCUAACGUUCUCCUCGGAGCAGACGAUCGACGGACGUCACAAUGUUCACUCUUGAACAUCUGAAGUUACAAUACCUCUGAUUUAAGGUACGCAGAUCGUUCUCUGCUCUCUUUAGUUUAGGGUGUAACUUAUUAACCAUCUUUUCAUAUAAUUUCAAGGUUUUGGUGCCUUACAGAAUUGUAAACUUGGAACUAAUUGGACACGGGCUACUGCAGCUGGAGCACUGGGCUGGUGUCGGCUUUUGCGGUCGAUGUACGCGGACAGAUCAGGCUGAUCACCACCAUACAUUCAACUUUAGUUUGGCAGCAUAUCCUUGUUAUGACAUCAUGGAGGAUAGAACCACCAUGGUAAUCGACUGUGAUGCGGGGAUCGAUGAUGCCGUGGCUAUCAUGAUGGCAUUGGCCGAGCCGAGGGUCAAUCUUAUCGGCAUAACAUGUGUUAACGGGAACACACCUGUUGAAAAGGUCACCAUCAAUGUACUGCGGGUCCUGCAGAAGUGUGGGAGACUGGAUAUUCCUGUAUACUCUGGUACUACGAAAGACUUCCUGGGCACUGCCCCCGUAACAUCGGCUCAUGGACAAGAUGGCCUUGGAGACUUCCCCAACCCAGAGACUCCGCCCUCUGGAGAUCUUGUCCAAUCAGAGCAUGCGGUAGAAGCACUUAUCUUCAUGGCUAACGAGCACCAGGGAGAGAUCACCCUCGUGGCUAUCGGUCCUUUGACUAACGUGGCUCUGGCCAUGAAGUUGGACUUGCAGUUUACUUCUAAACUCAAGGAGCUCGUCAUCAUGGGAGGAAACAUUUUAGCCACAGGAACCCGUUUUCCAGCCUCAGAGUUUAAUUUCACUGUGGACCCCACAGCAGCUCAUAUUGUGGUGACUGGAACCCAAUGUCCUACAACUCUUGUUCCUUUAGAGACAUGUAUCUCUUGUAGUAUAUCAACUAGCUGGUUCGAGAGCCUACACCAUUCCAAGAAGGCCAAGUUUGUGGCAGCCAUGUACACAGAUCGUCUGAAAAAAGCGAAGACUGAUAAGAAAUCUGUGUGCAUGGUUGCUGAUGGAUGUGCCAUGGUCGUUGCUAUCUGCAAAGCCGCAAUCAAGAAAGCCACUCACACCCCGUGUCAGAUUGAACUCCAUGAAGGGAUGACGAAAGGACAGAUGGUGACGAGUAAGAUCUAUCGACCGUGGGCUAAGUCAUUUCCAGGCCCUGAGAUCAAUGUCGUGAUAGAGCUUGACAUGGAGAUAUACCAUACGAUGUUAGAUGAGACAGUUCGGUGAGAGACGGUUGGCCUAAAUCAUUGGAAAAAUGUGAAUGUAGAAGGGUACACAAUAUGGCAUGUGUAUUAUUUUUUAUUCAUCCAGGUUAACCUUUGGUGCUUUGAAAGUCAUUUCUUCAUGAGUCGAUCCAUUAAUGUACAUGUAGAACAUGGCUCGAGUAUGGCUCGUAAAUCGCAAGUAAAUCGCAAGAAUUAACAGAAAGCCAAAAUCAGACAAUAUAUGCGGAAGCUGAUGGAACAAAGUGCAAACAAAAAAUAACAGGCUGUGAUUGGCCAUUGGAAAGUGACGAUAACACUUUUCAGCUGUUGCGUUAUUUCAGGCCCUGUUUCCUCUCUCCUUCGUCAUUAUCAUCAUCGAUAUACGGGAGUGAGGUAGAAAUGAGGUGAGGUGAAAUUGUUUAACAAGCCAGUGUUUAUCUAGACCAGUUUUAAAGAUAACUAUGUUUCGUGGAGUGACUAGAGGUUCUGGCAGUUUAUUCCAUAGCUCGAUGACACGUUUACUGAAAAAACAGCCUCUGGCAUUAAGCUUGCGAUGAGUAUUAAACAGUUUCAAUGGAUGUCCACAAGUGAAUUGGUACUCUGGUCUCUUGAAGAAAUGUUCUGGACUGAGUCUGUCGAUGCCAUGAAGUAUUUUGUAAACCUGGAUCAUAUCGUCCCUGUAGCGAAGUGAGAAUAGAUUGAGUUUCUUAAGUCUUUCAGGAUAGGAGAAUGAACUCAUACCAGGAAUCAUUCUUGUUGCUCUCCGUUGCACAGCUUCAAUCUUGCUGUCAUCUGCCAUGAAACAGGGGAUUCCAUGAUACAGUACAUUAUUGAAGAUGUGGGCGUACCAGGAUUUUGUAUAGAGGUAUGAAGAUGUCCUGAUUGGUAUUGACAAACACUCUUUUGAUGAUCCCAACAUCUGGUUUGCCUUUUGUAUCAUAGCUGCGAUAUGUUUUCGUAAAGUCAAAUUCAGGCAUUUGCAAGCUAACCAAGCUUGGUACCAUGAAUGCAGAAGAUAUUAGAUUCUAAUGUUUCUGAGUCUGUUUUUAGGCUACAGUACAUGUAAAUGGGUCAAAUUGACUGGUAUCCCUGCAGUUUUUUGUUGUCAAAGGUCAAAGGUACCUUGAGUUUUAGUAAAAAUAUAAAAAUAUAUAAGGAUUAUGUUAUAUUGUCUAAUCAAGACAAGAGUAUCAUCUUCUAUACAUGUAUGUUUCAUUACAUAAGUACUGUGUUCAUUGUGAAAUUCAGCAUAUAGCAGCUGAAUGACAUAAAUAGACAGCGAUCUUAUUUGUGAACACGAUAUAGACCUCAUUUAAAAACAUCACCAAACAACAUGCAGCAGUGCAGUUAGGCACAAAAGAGCUCCUCAAACAACGUACGUACAUGUAUACAGCUGCAAGCACAAUCAUGACAUUGCUUCUUGCAUGGUGAGAUGAUCCAUGCAUGCUUCCUUGCUAAAGAAGAGUCUGUCCGAACUGUCCGUGACGUAGGUCAUAUGCCUAGUUUCAAUGACCCAUCCCUGUGUGUCUUUUCCAGACAAGCAGAGGAUGGUGGCCCCAAGGAUCCGGAUGUCUCCAUUUGUAGCGUUGUGCAUCUGCAAGUUGAACAGGAGGAGAUCCGAUCGGUGUAAACCAAGGUGGUGGAUGAUCUUCAUACCAGCAAGGCAGCUCUGUGUCUGCCAUUGCUUAAAUAGAUCAGGAUGUUGUUAGGUUUACAGGCCGACACCAAAGGCGUUGUAGCAGGGAUGCCAGUUUUCAGUCAAAAACCUGAAUUCAGGCCCUGGCGAUUUAUUUUCAGGUCAUAGUUUUUCAUGUGGCCUCAUGUGUGCGUGCAUCCUGGAUUAUAACAUGUUGUGAAGGCUUGAGAUCAUGUGCGGUUUAUAGAUCAUGUUAUGCUUUCUGUUGAUCUUGUUGCUGUUGUAGACGCUGGUAAGUUUGCUGUCUGCGUGUUGAUGUGUCGCAUAUCACAAAUGGAAGGUUGCUCUUGACCUUCCAACCACAAAGCAGACCGCCAACAUAGCCCUUCUCUGCCUAAGCACAACGCCUAUCAAGAGCGAACUGCCUAGUCCAGCAGAGCUUCGUAUGACCGGGGUAAUAGUA
Molecule: messenger RNA, 3556 nt
Organism: Strongylocentrotus purpuratus (purple sea urchin)
Lineage: Eukaryota; Metazoa; Echinodermata; Echinoidea; Camarodonta; Strongylocentrotidae
Product: probable uridine nucleosidase 2
Exons: 5
Coding region: 532-1479 (315 amino acids)
Molecular function (GO): hydrolase activity, hydrolyzing N-glycosyl compounds
Source: RefSeq, a predicted model, not a curated record